This is a messenger RNA of Capronia epimyces CBS 606.96, 3438 nucleotides long. RefSeq lists its product as uncharacterized. The transcript has 2 exons. NCBI's taxonomy places the organism in Eukaryota, Fungi, Ascomycota, Eurotiomycetes, Chaetothyriales, Herpotrichiellaceae. The record is from RefSeq and is a predicted model, not a curated record. Bases 1 to 3438 code for a protein of 1145 amino acids.
AUGACUUCUCUGGCUCUUCGCACCAGGGAUCAGCCCGAUAUCCGGGCUAAGAUCAGCAUUCACGACGAGUCCCCCAGUGACAUAAGACAACGGCUACAGAUCGCAAAUCAAACCCAGAGAGCUCUGCGUUCACAACAAUUAUGGCACCCUCCCGAACCAAAUGAUUCGGCACUCCGCCUUGUCCCCCGCAAACCUCGAAACGUGCCUUAUCCUUAUCGUGCUGGUCAGAGCAACGACAAUCCCACGUCCGACCCACAGUGUCAAUGGGACAGGUCCAACAGUCUGAAUUCGCUGUCAACCCUGCACCGUGAAGCUGAAGCUGGAGCGCUCAGCCUGUACAGAGGCUCCCCGAUUUCUGCAAUCAGCCCUCCACCUGUCGCCCCGACCGUGACCGAUUGUCAGCUUCAAGACCCUUGCCCCCCUCGACCACAGUUGAGAAUAGAGACAUUCAGUGAACAACGGAAGUAUCAAAAGGCUCUGAAGAGGUCACUUAAAAAACAGCAGAAGGAAGAGCUCAGACGACAGAAAGACGAGGAGAAAUCGCGGCGGGCGGCAUGGGCUGCCGAAGUUACGGCUGCGCGGAAGAAGGAUGCUGCUGCUCGAGGAGAGACUCUACCACUGCGUAGCAGGACUACCAGGGCUAUUGCAUCUCAGGUAGUGAAGAAUCUGAGCCUGAGAAGGCCUCUCAGCAAACUCAGCCGUCGCGCAAGGUCAGAAAAGGCUGACCCGCCGACUUUGGAUGAUUUCGACAGCAAGGAAGAGAUCCGUGACUAUCUCAACUGGUGUCCCGCUACCCCGUCUACGGCCCUGUCUACGGCCCUGUCUCCGGCCGCGUCUACGGCCCCGUCUGCGCGCCUGUCUGCGGAUAUCGCUGAGCUUCCUGCCGAGCUCCCUCAGUAUACACCAUUCCAAAAUUCCACCCGAACUCAACAUAAUGAGCCUGUCACCCGCUUGAAUGAUGUCCUCCCAGCCAAGGAGAAAGAGAGCGGCAUGCCCUCAAAUCAACCCGAAGUCAGACAGAACAAAUCCCAAACUUCUCCCAGAUCCAUGAGGUGUGAUUCGUGCCAGAGUCCAAUACGGCUGCAUCAAGUGUAUUAUCACUGCUCGAUAUGUGAGGACGGCGAUCGUAUUCUAUGCUCGUCAUGUGAUCAGGCUGGAUGGAGCUGUCGGCAUGAGAUCACAGAAAAGAUACGGAAUGUGUCUCGUGUCGUCUCGCCCGAAGAUCAUGACCUUGCCACUCUGAACAGAGGACGAAGUCGGUCAGAAGCCCAGCAAUAUGCCGCUGCAACGGCAGGAUUGGCCAUGGCGGACUUUUCGAAAGUUCAUAGUCGUCGGACCGAGAGGCCACUUCAGGCGUCGAAAACGAUAGUCAACCCGGGUGCUUGUCCUGAGAUCUCAGCCCUGAAGAAGUCGAGACAUGCCUCGGUGGAGACCGAUGCAUCUACUAGGACAGAUCACGCCAAGGACAAUGAACUUUGGCGACGUGAGCGUGACAUGAUUUUACGUGAAAAGGAGAUAGCCUUACGGGAGAGGGAGACUGCCAUAAGAGAGCAACAAGCCUCACUGAGGGAACAGGAAGCCGUCUUGGCCAUCAAACAACAGCUGUGCACUCUCCAGUCACAGGCAGCCAUGGUGCAGCGAGUGGAUGAGGCGUCAACUGGGAUUGGCUCGCAGUUUCAAGAUCUACCUUCUGAUGACCACGUCAAAAAUCAUGGCACCAAGCGCAAAGCAGGUGGAGAUCGAGCUUCAAUGCCCCUUGCAUCCAACUCCGUGUCCUCGAACCCGCAGACUCCCCUGAAGCGUUCUCCCGGUGGAGGAGGCCGAGAGCCGGAUGACGAAGACGAUGAAGAAUCUGCAGGUACACCCAAAAAGAUCAAACAGACCUUGGAUCCCCUCCGUACUACGGAAAAGUUGUUCGCUUGCCCAUUUGCGAAGUACCACAAGUCCAGAUACUCUGAACAAAACCGUCAUGAGAAGCAGUACCGCGGGUGCUCAAGUGGAUACUGGCCAGAUAUCUCUCGUCUUAAGCAGCACCUUUACCGUGUCCAUUGGCGGAAAAUUUAUUGCGUCCGCUGCUACACCAAGUUCGAUAAUCAGGAUCUGUUACAGGCGCAUCUACGUACCGAGUCGUGCCUUGUGGUAGAUUGUCCGUAUCCAGAAAAGUUUGACGAGGCACAAUAUAACGAGAUUCGACGGAAGCGGCCGGCAAACACCCCGGAGCAAGUUUGGUAUACCAUUUACGGCAUCCUCUUUCCUAAUCAACCGCAGCCAGAGAGCCCCUAUGCUGACAACGUCGACACAUCGCCACAGUCAGCGCUCAGUCCUGCUGCAGCGGAGUGUCAAGAUGCCAUGGAAGCCUUGGGCGAACGCUUCGAAUCUCGGCUAGAUCAGUAUCUUGCAGCUCCGGGGCAAGACUGGCUACGUUCUAUGGAGACGCGCGAGUUUAUCCGUCAACAACUGAGAGUAUCUAUGACAGAGGUACUUGGAAGACUCAAUCCCGCCGGCAGCUUUGUUACUGCAAACCCUUCUGCUGAGGCCUCGCCACAUUCAGCUUUCCCUCCCGACUCGGCACGCCGAAACUCGAUUUCGCUAACGCCCGUCUCGUCGAUCCCUGCGACACCCUUGAAUGGGAACCAGCAACGAGUAACAGAGUCAAAUUCACAUUUCCUGCUUCCAGGGCAUCACCAAUAUUUUAGUCGGCCACUUCCGGCUAGACCGAGACAAGAUGGUUUCUCAGUCGAACAAGCUCUCGCAGUUGAACGGGUGCAUCAACCACCUAGCCAAAGUUUCGCAGUAGGCGAGAGUAUGACUGGCGUCACCGUUCCAGCGUUAUCGAACAUUGACACUCAAAUCGAUACCUAUGAUGACGAGUGUAACAGCUGGAGCCACGGGGAUGAACUUGAUCACACAAUCUUCACUGAUUUCAACUUCGGGUUUGAUACAAGCACAAGCUUACCCUCAGCAAUUGAUGAAGUGAUGCCGUUGCCGUUGCAACCCUCAACGGUACAACCUCCCGCGCUGGCCAAUGGAUUUACUCCGGUCAAGCUUUCCAGUGUGGUUGAUAUGCCUAGUACACCGGGCGCCACCGCCACCUCCCAACUAAAGCCAAAUCACUCCGCAACUUCAUCGAUAGACUCUGGAUAUGGCAGCUUAGGAGAUGGUUCCGUACCCGCCUCUUCUAGCAAUUUCUCUGGGGCGCCCAAAACCAAAGGGAUAAGGCCAAAACGGGAGAACGUGAAAGGAACAGAGGGACAAACACGAAAAGAACCUAGCCCUGUCCCGGAGGAGGACAUCAACUUUGAUGCUUUGGACAUUUCUUUACAGGAGUUUUUGGGCGGGACGGAGAUGGACGAGUUUGCAGACUUGACUGGCGAGAGUCUUUCAAAAUAUCUGGACACGAAGUAUCCAGCUGCUUCGGGGACAGAUCAGAUACUGUGA